Molecule: messenger RNA, 1842 nt
Organism: Moneuplotes crassus
Lineage: Eukaryota; Ciliophora; Spirotrichea; Euplotida; Euplotidae
Source: the annotation of a GenBank genome assembly
AUGGAAGAAAGCAAGAUUGAUACAACCUCACAUGUCAAGGAGGAAAAUUAUAAUGGUGCUAUUGAAGUGUAUGAUGGUAGGAACGGUACCCAAGGAUCAGGUCAGAGUGAGAUUUACCAACCACAUCACACCUUCUCAAACAUCAAGACCAAGGGUCAAGUCAAAAGGACCUUCGACAGUGAAGAAGAAAGAAAAUUAAUGGACUCAGUCCAGGCUGGCAAGAACAGGGGGAUUUCUGAAAUCGUGAAGGAUAAUGAUCUCAGAAAAAUAUGGAUGUCCAGCUUUUUUAAAAAGACAGUCCUUACGAAGAAUUCUAUCAAGAAAAUCGAUAUUCAUAGGGCCCUGGCGAGACUGAAUGAGAUUAAGGAUAGCCUCACUAUUCAGAAUAGGUCGAUACUUCUAGCAGGAUUGGGAGAAGUGCUUAAAAGGAAGUACAACUUGAGUCAAGAUGAUGUCCAAAAUAUACUCAAAGUUAUCCUAAAUCCUAUUAAGAAGGACGAAGAGGAAGACACUAAAGAGGAAGAGGAGACUCCCAAGAAGAAAAAGAGGAAGACUGCUAAGAGAGAUAAUGCUCAGAAAGAGAGACCGUUCAAUUUAUUCAAGCUGUUAGAUAUUCAAUCUCUGUAUAUACCUCUUCAGCCGGCUGCAUUGAACUAUACCAGUGAAAAAUCAUCGUUGUCUUCAAAACUUUUCGGUCAGACAAUGUCGGGUGAAGAUAUGGCAAUUCAGAGAGACAACGAACUUAAUGACAACCUUGAAAGAUCUCUGGAAGGAUUCGGCUCAAGAGAUGGUAGCAUUAUGAAAGAGCCUAAGACAGAGCCUGAGAACAAUUUUAACUUCAACCAAGAUUCUGUCGGCUCUAUAAGCAAAGAAAUGCUUAUGAACGAUCCUCAAAACUCAGUAGAGGAUAGAUUCCAGAUGGAAGAUGACCCCGCCAUGGGAGCGAUGGAGGUUUUCGAUAACCAAAUAAUGCAGAACUUGGUGAAUGCUGGACUCAAUAUUGACGAAGAUCGGAUUAAAAAGGUAAAAAUUGCUGAUAUUGAACUCUCCGACUCAAACUCAACUCUUGAAGAAGGAGAGCUUAUUAAGAGAAUUAAGAAUAUUAAUAUGCUAAAAGAGAGCUUAGUCAAUGAUGAGGACAUAAAUUCUAACAACACACUCUCUUGUUCAUCAUAUUUCGAACUUGGAGAUCCCAAUGGGGAUGGAAAUCUUGACAGAAAAUUGGAGAAAUUUUUCAAUAAAAUCUCUAAAACUCCAAGAUUCGACACACUGCUCGAUGAGGAAUCCUGCAUAACCCCACUCAGUUCUACAGACGAUGAUAGCUGUAAUGACCAGAACUAUAUUACAAAAGUGAUCAAACAAUGUAAGAAUCUUCCACUGAAAAUUGAGAAAAAUCUCCAAAUCAUCAAAGAAGAGAGUGAAGGAAUUGACGACUUCGGAGGUUUCGAUGUCGAUGAAGAGCUUCUAGGACCAGAUGUAAUGGACUCAGAAAAUAUAUUGAGCAGCUUCGGUGACCUAGUAGAAAAACCAGAGCAAAAUUUCUUCAAACUAGAACCUCUGCAGGAGAUCGAGACAGCAAUGGGAGACGACCUUACUAAGACUUUAGAAAGAAUUGAUAAAGAACUUCACAAUAAAGAUAGUGUUUCAUACUCUUCUCUCGUUCAAGGAAACACCAAGUCUAACAAAUGUCAAAGAUUUUUAGAACUCUUGCAUCUCAAGAAGAGGAAUAAGAUCAAUUUAAUGCAAAAUAGCUCAAUAAGAGAAAGCGAGUUUGGAGAACUAGUCAUCAUGAAGCCAGCCAAAUAAUCAUUUAAUAAACAAUAGAUAAUCCAAUUUUCAACC